This is a messenger RNA of Naegleria lovaniensis, 5040 nucleotides long. RefSeq lists its product as uncharacterized. The transcript has 2 exons. The record is from RefSeq and is a predicted model, not a curated record. NCBI's taxonomy places the organism in Eukaryota, Heterolobosea, Eutetramitea, Acrasida, Naegleriidae. Bases 1 to 5040 code for a protein of 1679 amino acids.
AUGAAAGACCCGAGUGAGGUUUUGAAUAAUGAAUUUGAGUUUUUAGAGUGGUUUACCAAGGAUUCCUUCUCCCGAGUGGUCCAAGAAUUUAAUAAGGAGUUUGAUGAUUUGUUGAGAGUGGUCCAGCAACGGGAAGAUACAGCUGGCUCGUUGUUAUUGAGAAGGGAUGAUCAGGUGCUGCGAUCCGAAAGAAAAAUAGACGAAUUGCAAGCAGAAAAUAAUGAACUGAAACAACAAUUGGAUGAUGAAAUUAUUUCUUCCGUUCGGAAGGAGGAAUCUUUCAAAGAGAGCAAUCAAUCCAACAAAAAUCUAAUUGCUUCUCUGCAAUCGGAAGUAAAGGCUCUCUCUGCAGAAGUAACCGAAAAAGAGCAACAAAUUCAACGAUUGAAAAAAGCAGUUGAAUUGAAAACGAAAGAGAACAAUGAAACAAUCACCAAGCUGGAAAAUGUAACUCAACAAUUCACGCAAUUACAAAAUACUCACAACAAAAUGAAACAAGACUCGGGAACGACAAGUGAGAAAUAUAGAACGUUGUAUUGGGAGUCGGAUUUGAAGAGAAUUAAUUUGGAGCAGGAGAUGUUGGAACUGAAGAAAAAACUCAACGAGAAUCAGCAGCAACUGGUUCCACAAAUGCAACAUGCCAACACAGGGGAACUGGAAGGAAAGAUUGUUCUUCUUCAAUCAAAGCUAAAGUCUUCUGAAAGAAAAAAAGAACACUACAAGUCGCUCUCAAGAGGAACAGGAAAGAAACUAUUGGAAAUAUCCAACAAGCUCAAGGAAAGCGAGGAAAAGAGAGUGAAGAAUUUGAAUGAUCUUUUGAAAAAAUCAUCUGAAAAUAUGGCUUAUGUUUCAAAGAUAAAAGAGCUCGAGUCCAAAUUAAUGGCGACACAACAAAAAGUUUCAGAGCUUGAGGAAGUGUGUCAAUUAAGUAUCUUGUCGAAAGAAUCCAAUGAACCUUCCAAGAAGUUACAAUUGUACAAGCUCAAGAAAAACCUCCAAAAUUCCGAGCCAAGUCACGAUGCUUUACUGAAUUUAAGAGUGUUAGAAAAGGAGCAUGAGCUUUUCAUGAUUUCCUAUGAAGAAAUGAAAAGCCAAUUAGCACAACUGAAGGAAUUUAACGAAUUUCUUCAAAGUAAGGAAAAAGCUCAAACUGACACAAAUGCUGAGGACAUUGAUUUCUCCUUUGUCAGCCAAACACACAAAGAACUGGUUGACAGGAUUAAGGUGCUUGAAGGAGAGAUUAAUGUUCUGGAAGAGCGAUCUGCCACAUCUGAAAAUGAAGCAAUUCAUUUCAAACAUCUCAAGGAAAAUGCUGAAGGAGCACUCGCAAGUUUAACUCAACAGUAUGAAGAAACGCGAAACCAACUCUUGGAGCAAAAGCAACACAAAACGGAAAUAGAAAGGGCCCUUAUUGAAAAAGAUAAAGAAAAUCAAACUUUGAGAGAACAAUGUGCAGCACAGGAACAAGCUAUUCGUGAAAUUGAAAAUACGUUAGGUGAGAAAGAGUUAGGUAAUUUGAAACUGAACGAGGAAAUUCACACGAUGAUAAAUUUGAUGGAAUCAGCCAAGAAAGAGAGGAUUUCAAGAAAAGUUGACCAAAAAACAUCUCAUUCACAGACUGAUGAAGAGUUAGAAGAGACAUAUAAUGCCUGGAGAGAAAAACUGUCAACAGAUAUUCAUAAGCUAAAACAACAAUUCUUUGAGCUUAGCUCACUAAAGCAACAAGAAGAACAGAUCUACAAUAAUCAUGUGUAUAAACACAAAGAGAAGAUUAAGGAAAUACUUGAAGAAAAAAAGAAACUCGUAAAUGAGAUCAAAGACUUGAAGAAGAUGUUGAAGAAAAUGAAAAGUGUAAAGAAGGGGCUUGAAAAGAGUAAUACACUAAAUGCAAGCGAGCACAAGCCUGUCACACAACAUGAAACGUUACCUGUGUCUCAAAAGACGUCAAGCAAUCACCUUUUGCAAAUGUCGCCUAUAACAGAGCACCAGUCAGCCACGCCAAGCAUGAUUUCAGAAUUGGAGAAAGAACCCAUUUCCAUGAAAGAAAUAGUGGAUGAUACAAUAAUUGACGACACACAUUGUGAACCUUUGAAUACAGAGGAAGAUGGUAAUAUCAUGAUCAUGACACCCAACACAAUCAUUGAGAGUGUUCAUGACCUUACUGAAUUGGACGUUACCAACUCAUCUUCUGCAAAUGUAUCUCCUUACGAGGGACUUUCCGAACCCGUGUUGGAAUCAUACUCUGAGGUUACUGCAGAGAGAGUACUCUCUAAUGAUCAAUCUAUUGAGAGCAACCAACAAUCGCUUGAGACAGCAUCAAAUCAACAGCCUUUUAUUGAUCCUCAAACGAUUGACUUUGAUAACAUUCCCGUCUUGAACUGUAACAAUUCUUCCAAUGUUGAGCAACAACCGCCUAUCAGAGAAGCAUCAUCUGAGGAUAUUCAUGAUUCAUCAUCCGAAGAGAUGUCUGUAUAUCAGGAAGAGGAUGACUCAAGCCUUACUCAUCCACGAUCGGAUAACACCAUUCCAUGUGAAAACACUACUAACGCAAACGUUGAGGACGUAGUAAAUUCAAUAGAGAAUUCUUCAUUUGACGCUGACAACACAGCGUUUACUGAGAGUUCAGUUAUUGAAAAUAGAGAACCUAAAUUCGUAGAUCUUACACAAGAAUUAGGCACAAAUGAAGAAGAUAUCGUCGAAUUUAGAGAUAAGGAACACAACGAAAACUAUGGUUCUGUAUUAGACAUGCUUCCGACCAAUGAGAAUAUAGAACAUAGGGAGGAGGAUUCCGAUGACACUUCACAAAAUUCCUCGAGCUCAAGUGCAAAAUAUUUGGAUUCGACUGUUUCCAAAGAUCAAGACCUUCCAAACAUUGAACAAGACAAAGAGUCAACCAAUACUAAUUUGUAUGUAUUGAACGAUACCAUGCUUCCAUCAUCACAACUUGAAGAAGCAGUAGAGCCUUUGGAAGAAUUCGCCGAUGAAAACGUUCUUGAAGUUUCAGAAACACCUUAUCAACACAUCAUGGAUGAACGUAUAGACUCAGUUGAGACUUGCUCUUCUCAAGAAGUGAGCGGUCAAUCUGAGGAUCAAGAGACCUCGAAUACAUAUCAAGGCACUACCAACCAAGAAGUGUCUCUUGAUACAAUGGGUCAAACAACUGAUACCGAGACCGAAGUCACGUCUAGUUCUGAAAACGUUGGCCUUAAGGAAAAUUCAUCGUCGACUCUUUUAAUCCAUGAAGAAGUAAUCCAAACAGAGACUAGUAUUAGAGAAGAUGAAGACCUUCGAAAUAGUGAUGACGAGGAAAACAUCAUUCAGUCUGUUAUCAAUAAGGAGGAAAUCAAUUGUUCUUUACCAGAGAUACCAUCCCAAACAAAUGAAACUCAAGAAGAAACUACCGAUCUGUCACAUGAAUCGUACAACACUUCAGAAAAUCCCUUGUGUACCACAGGUGAAAAUCAUUUAUCUUUGAGCAUUACCAAAUAUCAAGACCUUCCAAAUAUUUACCAAGAACAUACAAACGAGUCUGACAAUACAAGCCCACAAAUCAAUGCACAACUCGAAGAACAUUCACAUGAAAAUGUAAACACCUUAGAAGAGAUCCUAUUAGAAGAACCCCAACACCAUGACAGCCCUACACAGCAUUCUGCAACUCCUCAAAAUAUAGACCAAGCAACAAGUGCUCUGGAAGCUGUAAACACUUGGCAAGACGACAGCCAGGAAGAAAUGUCUCUUAAGCAUGUGCCCCAUAUGGAAGACAACGCCUUAGAAAUCAGAUCUAGGCCCGAAAAUGCAGAACUUAUUGAUACUGAUUCAUUGGAGCACAUGACCCACGAAGAGACAUUUCAUCCUACUGAAAAUAUUCAAGAAUUUGCAGAUGAUGAGAAUUCGUCUGUAUUCAUUGACGACUCGUUUGCGAAUACUUUGAGCGUGGGAUACCAAUCUACCAAUGAAGGGGAAAUAGGAGAUGAUGAAUCUGAAGUUGAUAGCGAAUAUGUAUUUUCACCUAUCCAGUCGUCCCAUAGAGAUACCCGAGACGACGAAGACGAUUUCUUACAUGCAAUUCAACACUUGGAAAAUAUGUCUACUCGUAUUGCUAAAGAGACUAUUUCACUUAAAGAGGAUAUCGAACAGAAAAAUGACAAGAACUAUGAGACACAUAAGGUUGAAGAGGGCGAAUCGAUAGAUACCAACGUGGCUGUGCUAGAGAAUGGGCAAUCGUUUGAAAACUCUUUGGAUGGUGGUAAUACGAAAGACGUGCUAGUGAAUGAGCUUAACAGAGCCAUUACUAUUUUAAAUUCAGCUCAAGAAAAUGUCAUGCCAACAAACACUAUUAAUAACGAUUCGGUACUACCUUGCUCCCAACAUGAUCGUUUUGCAAGUACAUCUGAAUUAUUGCAACUAGAGGAAGAUUCCGUAGUGGUUGAACCAACGACAACCUAUCAAAACGAAGAGCAUAGAGAACAAAUAAUGGACUUGUCAUCACUCUCAUUGAACAAUGACUCUUUAAACGUGUCAUCGAGCUCCACUAUUAUUUUCAACACACCCACAAAAGUUGUGCUUCAAGAUACGUGUGUAGGCACUCAAAUUUCUGAUAUGAAGGAAGUUGGAGUGGAAACUGACGAGCAAUACCCUCUAACACCUCCUAAUGUUGUCAAGUUUGAAAAUCGCUUGCAUGAAAGAAUUAAGGAAUAUGAGGAUGAUGAGAGUGACUACUUUUUGAACAUUCCAUUGCCAAAAACUGCUACCAGACAAGUGUAUUACUAUGAACGAAAAUAUUUAUAUCUCAAAAUGAGGUACAGACAAAUGCUUGAGGAACUUGUUAAAUUUGAAAUUGGAUGUAGGCAUUACAAACACAACGUUGCUGUGUUGAAAGGAGAUUUGGAGAGAGCUAAGAAAACAUUAGUUUCCUUAAACAAAGACAGGCAUGUUAAAGAACAAGCCUUACUAGAAAAGAUUUCAUUACUCUCCACGAAACUGAAAAGAACAAGGCAACUACUUGAUAAAUAUGUGCAUGGUGGAGGGCAAGUAUUGUAA